GCAAGACUGCUGAGCCUACCACAGGAGCAAGAGAGAAGCCAUGCAUUCCAUCUCAAGGCAUCUGUGAGCCCAUGUAGACACCAUGAGCAAAGCUCACCCUCCCGAGUUGAAAAAAUUUAUAGACAAGAAGUUAUCAUUGAAAUUAAAUGGUGGCAGACAUGUCCAAGGAAUAUUGUGGGGAUUUGAUCCCUUAAUGAAUCUUGUGAUAGAUAAGUGUGUGGAGAUGGCAACCAGCGGGCAACAGAAGAAUAUUGGAAUGGUGGUGAUACGAAGAAAUAGUAUCAUCAUGUUAGAAACCUUGGAACGAGAAUAAAUAAUGGCUGUUCAGCAGAGAAAUUCCACGUCCCCUCUCCAAAGAGCCUGUUUUACUAUGAUGUAAAAAUUAGGUCAUGUACAUUUUUAUAUUGGACUU
Messenger RNA from Pan troglodytes (chimpanzee), 412 nucleotides. RefSeq names its product small nuclear ribonucleoprotein G-like. The coding region runs from base 83 to 313 and encodes 76 amino acids. Lineage: Eukaryota; Metazoa; Chordata; Mammalia; Primates; Hominidae. Gene Ontology annotation, molecular function: RNA binding. Gene Ontology annotation, cellular component: SMN-Sm protein complex; U2-type prespliceosome; spliceosomal tri-snRNP complex. Gene Ontology annotation, biological process: mRNA splicing, via spliceosome; spliceosomal snRNP assembly. The record is from RefSeq and is a predicted model, not a curated record. The transcript has a single exon.